This is a messenger RNA of Closterium sp. NIES-67, 1693 nucleotides long. NCBI's taxonomy places the organism in Eukaryota, Viridiplantae, Streptophyta, Zygnematophyceae, Desmidiales, Closteriaceae. The record is from the annotation of a GenBank genome assembly.
AGCUUCGAAUCGCAAGCUGGCGAAAAUGGCCGAGGUACAACCUUGUCUGAUAUGUGACUGGAAGAAGAACAAGGCGCAGCUCUCGGCGGCGGCGGGAUGCAGGCGUCGUCUCAUCGGUGCUGGACGCAAGGCGAAGUUCCCUGACAUGGAGAAGGAGAUGUACAACCGCUUCCUCUCACACCGUGCGCGCGGCUUGGCGGUGUCGGUCAAUUGUCUGCAGAAGUGGAGUGUUCAUGCGGAAGCGCCAUCCCGGUGUCGAUUGGCGUGCGUCAUCCCGUUGGACCUUCCGAUUCCGUACCCGUUGGGGAUUGACACGGCGCGUCAAAAUAAAGAUGGGCCAGCGCCUAACCAGCGUCGAGAAUUUCUGGGAGUUCGUACGCCAGAUGCGCACAGUCAACAAGUAUGCCAACGACUUGAUCAUCAACGCCGAUCAGACGCCUUUGUUCCUCGAGAUGCCCCAAGAGACUACACUAGAAGUCUGCGGUUCAAGGACUGUACAUAUUCGCACUGCUGGCUACGAAAAGGAGCGGUUGACCGUCAUGCUGGCGGUCACUGCUGGCGGGCAGAAGCUCAAGUCGUAUGUGAUCUUCAAGUGCAAGACGCUCCCGAAGAUUCGAGUCCCGCCAGGAAUCGUCAUCCGCGCACAGGAGAAGGGAUGGAUAGAUGAGGACCACGUUAAGGACUGCAUUAUGACGGUCCUCGUCCCCUUUCUGAAGCGACUUCCUACGAGUCGUGGCGGGCGGCAGAAGGCUCUCGUCGUCCUCGACUCCUACAAAGGCCACCUGACCGAGGGGGUGGCAGCAUUGAUGCGUCUCUUCAAACUCUCACGUGCCGUGAUACCUGGCGGCUGCACGCCGAUCGUCCAACCUCUCGACGUAGCUGUGAACCGAUGCUUAAAGGCUCAUGUCCGCCGGUCCUACUCAGGUUGGUUUGAGGAGUUCGGCUGCGACUCGACAAUUCCCGCAGGAAAUCUGAAGAAGCCCUCGGCGGAGGUGGUGUUGCAGUGCAUCGCGGCCGCCUGGAAGGCAGUCCCCGCCAACCUCAUCCGCAAGGCUUUCAAGACCUGCGGCAUCUCCAACGACCUCGAUUGCCUCGAAGACGACCUCAUUCUCGCCCACGUGCACGACAAGGCGGAGAUGGAGGUCAUGGACGAUGUGCACGCGGAGGUUGAGACGACCGGCGAGAAGACGAACCCCUUCUUCGAAGCCGAGUUCGUUGAGCCGACCGCCGACGAGCUCUCGAAGGACAAGAAGUGUGACGUCGCUGUCGACGUUGACCUGCCGCAGCAUGCACCAACGACACCUGGCGCGGCCGACGUGGCGGAAUCCUCUGCAAUGGCGGAGGCUCGACUUAACGCUGCAGCAGCGGCAGCAUCAGCAUCGACAACUCCAGCAGCAGCUGCAACUGCGGCUGAAGCGGCUGACACUACAGAGAGCAGCGAUGUGGACUCCGCAGAGAUGACGCCAGCGGCGGAGGUACUUGCUGGACUGGCCGCCUCCCGCUCGAAUGAAGAGUACGAUUGGGACGAUAUUGCAUCCGACGAUGAUGACGUUGAGGCUUGGCACGUUGGAGAUGAGGAUGACGAUGAGUAUUAGGUAAUGACUGAUGUCCCUAAUUGCUAACUGAAAGCCCUAUGACAUGAUCUAGGCCUUGCGCUAGUCACUGGAUGCUAUUCUGGCAUGCAACAAUGAGU